UUGGGCUGCGGUCAUACUGAGUCUGCAAUUUUCAAGAAUUACACACGCGCGCUUGUUUUUCGGCUCGUGUUAAAAAACAUAAAAUUGUUAAGCAAAAAAGCAGCUGGAGUCCGCGAGCAAAAACCAUUUUACGCUGUGUUAACUAGUAGAAAAUAUAUUUACAUCGUAUACGUAACUCAUUUGUCGGCGCUACUCUGGUGCGAGGGCGACAGCAAUAGCAGGCCGAGUGCAGCAGUGCGAUUGCAGCGAAUCGAAGGGGAAAAUCCAAAAGAAGUUAUUGGUUGCAGCUCUCGAGUUAAAGCGGCCGAAAAACCAAAAUAAACGAUUAACUGCCGUAUAGUCAUGGCACCCUGGAAGGGCUAAUGAAAACGGGAAGGGAGUUUUCGACCCGCAACAAGAACAACAACAACAACAGACAGUGGAAGAAGAAGACUGCGACGGCCACUCCUUUUGUGUCCGACUUCGAGAUGUGUGCGUGUUCGUGUCCGCGUCCGCCUUUGUGUGUCGAGCAAAGCAAUUGAAAACUGGUGAUUUGCUGAAUAAAUUAAGGUAGCUAAAUUAAUAAUUAGCGAAGCGAGUGGGGCCAAUAAAAAGUGAAAAUCUUCUGCGUUUUCGUAGAGCGAAAGAAACUACAGCUACAGUUAGAAGAGAGAUAAGAAGAGCUCUCGCACACACCCGCACACACCGACACAAAAGCGCAGGCCGAACGAACGAGUGUGCGUGCGUGUGAAUGUGUUUAUGACUCACGGGCUGGUUCAGUGAGAGCGAGAAGGAGAUAGAGAUAAAGAGAGCGUGAGCGAGAGCGAGAGUGGUGGCUUGAGUAACAGUAACAAUACUAAAUUCAAACAACAACAAAACCGCUGAACGUUUAGAAUUUUCCAAGUCGAGCGUAACUAAACGCAUUAAAAAGAAAAUCCCCACGAACAACAAAGGGAACGAGAGAGAGCAAGAUGAGCUUCACCAAGUGGUUCAAGAAGAAGGGCGGCGACGGGGGAUCGAUCUCCGAGAUCGGUGCACCCACCAACUUCCAGCGGCACUUCCAUGUCUCGCACAACCAGCAGACGGGCGACCUGGAAGGCCUUCCAGCGCCCUGGGUCCGCCUGAUGAACCAGCAGAUCACCCGCGACGAGCAGGACAAGAAUCCCGAUGCCGCCUACCAUGCCGUCAAGUACUACAACUACUCGAUCAAGAAGAAGGAGAACGAGGUCUUCAAGCCCUUCAUCACCGAGGACGUCAUCCACGAGGAGUCCAAGGAGAUCGACAACUAUGUCAACUACAAGAACAAGCACAAGUCGCAGGAUCCCGAGAAGUCCGAUGACGAUGGCAACUCGACGGCCACGGAAACGGAGAGCAGCAGCGGCUGCGGCUCCUCGGCGGGCAACAGCAACAGCAGCAGCAUCAACGACAGCAGCCAGCAGUCGGCGGUUCGGCUGGACGCUUUGGAGGAGGUGUUCAAGGAGCUCAAGUCCAAUCUGGAGCAUCGGGAGACGCUGAAGGCGGCACCACAGGAGCCACCACCGGUGCCGCCCAAGAAAUCACCACACACCAUGCCGCCCAAGCCGCAAAUCAAGCCGAAGCCUCGCGUAACCCAGAAGUUCUCACGCACCUCGGACCUUCGCACGGAGGAGGACUCCGAGAAUCAGCACAAGAUCAACACGGACACUAUUAUUAUAAAGCCAGCCGGUGGUGGAGCCCAGGAGGCCGAUGACAACCCAGACGAGACCAUACUGCGUCGCUCCAAGGAGAAGCGGGCCCAGAAGACCGAUGCCGAGAUCUACGACGAGCUGCGGGCCAUUUGCAAUCCCGAGGAUCCGAGGGAGCGCUACAAGACCACCCAAGAGGUGGGCAAGGGAGCCUCCGGCAUUGUCUUCAUCGCCGGCGAUUUGCAGAACGAAUCGCAGGUGGCCGUCAAGACGAUCGACAUGAAGAACCAGUCCUCCAAGGAUCUCAUACUCACCGAAAUCCGGGUGCUCAAAGACUUCAACCACAAGAACCUGGUCAACUUUCUGGAUGCCUACCUGCUGGAGCCCGAGGACCAGCUGUGGGUGGUCAUGGAGUACAUGGACGGCGGCCCGCUGACCGAUGUCGUUACCGAGACUGUGAUGAAGGAGCGCCAGAUUGCCUGCGUUUGCCGCGAGACGCUCUAUGCCAUCAGUUUCCUGCACGCCAAGGGCAUCAUUCAUCGGGACAUCAAGUCGGACAAUGUGCUGCUGGGCAUGGAUGGCUGUGUCAAGGUGACGGACUUUGGCUUCUGCGCCAACAUUGAGGGCGAUGAGAAGCGCCAGACAAUGGUGGGCACCCCGUACUGGAUGGCGCCCGAGGUCGUUACGCGCAAGAAGUACGGCAAGAAGGUGGACAUCUGGUCCAUCGGCAUCAUGGCCAUCGAAAUGAUCGAGGGCCAACCGCCCUAUCUGUACGAGACUCCGCUCCGCGCCCUCUACCUGAUCGCCGCCAAUGGGCGGCCGGAUAUCAAGAGCUGGGACAAGCUCAGUCCCAAUCUGCAGGACUUCCUCGACCGCUGCCUCCAGGUGGAGGUCGACCGGAGGGCCACCGCCGACGAGCUACUUAGCCAUCCGUUCCUCAACGACUGCAGCGAGGUCAAGGCCCUGGUGCCCAACAUCAAGGCCGCCAAGAAGGUGCUCCGACGCAACGUAUAGUUGAUGUGCAAUCACCGGACGGCCAGGCUGCUCUACGCGUGAUCGGGAUCGGAAUCGGGUUCGGGAUCUGCCCCGUGUGUAUAAUGAGUUUUCAAUGUAAAUUUGUUUUGUGUGAACGUGGUCGUGGACGAAACCGGAACUGGAAAUGGAACUGGAACAGAAUGCUGAUCGUAGUCUUUGUAGUGUGUACAACCGUAGAAAUAGCAAGAGCGCAGGACUAGGACCCGGCCACUCCCCUUCGACAAACAGCACGAGACAGCGAGGGCAGAGAGAUGAGCAGACGCCGGAAAACUCGAAGGAAACCGUCGCAAAACCGUGGAUCCAUAUCGCAUCGCUCAGAGGCAGAGGGGCGGGGGUUAUCGCUUAGAUUAGAUUGUCCUAUGGCAAAUUAGCUUACUUCGUACAUGGCAUAUGUAUAUGUGAGGACGCACACAAACACGCACAUAUGAUAUAGAUACUGUAUUAUUAACUGUAGUGACAUAAGUUUGAUUACUCUUUAUAUACCCGUAUAUAUACAUAAUUGUGAUUUAAGCGAUUUUAUCAAAUCUGCAUUAUGCGAUUCAUUAUAAAAUUCGUCGUAGUCAGUAAGUGCAAACAAACCCUAAACAGAGAACAUGCAAUACUUGUUGUAAAUUACCAAAAAACAAAAAAAAAUCAAAACAAAAAUGAGGGCGAUAAUUAUAGCAAGUCGAAAUGAGUGUAACAAGUGCCAUUAGGACUAGAGAGCUAGCAGCAGCAAGCGACACACCAGCAACAGCAAAAUUAUCUCCACAAUUUAUGCAUUUCCCAUAGAAUACAGAUAUCAAUGCAACAGAAAACUAAUUAGACAGCUAGCCGGACCUUGUAUAUUAGCUGAUAUUUGAUAAUCGCAGUGUUGACGGGAUUGAGGGAAAAAUGUUUGAUAUUCCAUUUUAAUUAGUACAAACUUAAGACUAACCAAAACGCCACAAAAGAACAGAUUUAAAUAGACAUCCUUGUUCCUUCCCCGAGAUAUUUGCCAUACGCACCAAGAAAAUUGA
Molecule: messenger RNA, 3676 nt
Organism: Drosophila takahashii
Lineage: Eukaryota; Metazoa; Arthropoda; Insecta; Diptera; Drosophilidae
Gene: Pak3
Product: p21 (RAC1) activated kinase 3
Biological process (GO): protein phosphorylation; intracellular signal transduction; regulation of axonogenesis
Cellular component (GO): cytoplasm
Molecular function (GO): protein serine/threonine kinase activity; ATP binding
Source: RefSeq, a predicted model, not a curated record